Molecule: messenger RNA, 1059 nt
Organism: Schistocerca piceifrons (Central American locust)
Lineage: Eukaryota; Metazoa; Arthropoda; Insecta; Orthoptera; Acrididae
Product: Krueppel-like factor 2
Exons: 5
Coding region: 1-1059 (352 amino acids)
Biological process (GO): regulation of transcription by RNA polymerase II
Molecular function (GO): RNA polymerase II cis-regulatory region sequence-specific DNA binding; DNA-binding transcription factor activity, RNA polymerase II-specific
Source: RefSeq, a predicted model, not a curated record
AUGGAGGAGCGCCGGCCGGCCGGCCGCCCUCUGCGCGACGUAUCGGUGACGGCCGGGGGGCUGCCGCAGCCGCAGCCGCAGCCGGCCAGACUUUCAUCAGCGCGCCGUAUAAAUAUGCGGCCGUGUGACGACCGCUGCCUUAUGAGCGAGUGCGGCCGCGUACCAGAUGCGAGCGCCGCGAUAAAGUGCAAGUCGGCUGCGGCGCGAGUCUCGCGGUCCGCCGCCGCGCAGCCGGCGCCCGCGGGGUCUGUGACCCGCGCAUUCCUCGCCGUGCGACAAUACCCGCUAAUGCUACCGCUGCUGCCGCUGUCGCUGUCGCUGUCGGGGCAUUGUGCGCCGACCACAAAGGCCACCGUGUCGCCACCGACAGCGCGGCCGCUCGGAUAUAAGAGGCAGAAUAAGUGCUCCGACAACCGUGCUGGAGCGGCACCCGAGCGCACCGAGGCCGGAGUUCGAAGACCCUGGGUGCCGGCGGCCGCGAGGGUCCGCCGUUUGGCAUGCGCGGCGGCGACGGCGGCGGCGCGCGACGGCGCGGAUGGCCACGGCGCAUGCGCGUGCGAGCCGCAACUUCGUAUGCCGUCCGCGCCGAGCGCCGUACGCCUGGCGGGGCGGUCGCUGACGGGCGGCUGCCGAAUCCGGCCCGCGCCGGCCACUUGCCAAGGGGCGCUGGCGGAAUACGCGCGCACGCGACCACUGCACACGCUGGCGGCGCGGCGCGCGCUGACUGGCAGCGAAAACACAAGUCGUCUCGCCGCUUCUGCCGGCCGCCCGCUGCCGCCGCCAAACUACUGCGCGAAUUACACAUGCCGCCGGCCCGGAAUUGGCAAUGACGGAGGCCUGUCAGCACAUGCAAAAGAGCAGCCGGCCGGGGAGAAGCCGUACCGCUGCCAGUGGCCGGAGUGCGAGUGGCGGUUCGCGCGGUCGGACGAACUGACGCGCCACUACCGCAAGCACACGGGCGCCAAGCCCUUCAAGUGCGCCGUGUGCGACCGGUCGUUCGCGCGCUCCGACCACCUCGCCCUGCACAUGAAGCGCCACCAGCCCAAGGCGCCCAAGUGA